AUCCUUCUCUGAAUGAUGAAGCCAAGUUUUGCAACCCUGCUUUUGGUGACAUUUGUUCUUACUUCUUUCUUCAUUCCAGCCAUAAUAGCUGGUUCAGAUUUCUGUGAUUCAAAGUGCAACUUUAGGUGUUCAAAGGCAGGACGACAAGACAGAUGCUUAAAGUACUGUGGGAUAUGCUGUGAGGAGUGUCACUGCGUCCCUUCUGGAACUUAUGGGAACAAAGACGAGUGCCCCUGUUACAGGGACAAGAAGAACUCUAAGGGAGGCCCUAAAUGCCCUUGAAUUUACUUACUCCAAUUGUUAUUUGUCAGACACAAAGAUAGAGGCACAAAACCUUAAUUAUUUGAAUCCUUCAUAUACCAUGUUUGUCUGAAAUAAGGAUGAUUAUUAUAAAAUAAAAAUAAAAAGUGAACAAA
Solanum dulcamara is the source of this 416-nucleotide messenger RNA. RefSeq names its product peamaclein. The record is from RefSeq and is a predicted model, not a curated record. The transcript is spliced from 2 exons. Bases 13 to 282 code for a protein of 89 amino acids. Lineage: Eukaryota; Viridiplantae; Streptophyta; Magnoliopsida; Solanales; Solanaceae.